CCGUCCUCGGUCGCUCUCUUCCGUCCCUCAGCACUCCAUCAUGUCGCUCGCGCACAACAUCUCCCCGGUCGAAACUCGGGCUGCCACCUCGUCGAGCAGCGCUUCAACGGUCCCGGCGCCCUUGGUGGCCUCGCUCGAAUACUUCGGCUUUCGCCCGUCGGACGCAUCGAUCGCGCCAGCGGGGACUGGGUCCCCUGUCUUGGCGAUGCCGAGCGAAUCAGUCACGCCGUCUGCGUCCAUCGUAUCAUCACGCGAAGGCGUGCGCCGCACCCACGACGAGACGAUGCCUGGCGCUGAUGCCACCGUCGAGAGACACAAUCAGGAUGUGUCGACGGAGUCUGGCACGAUGGGCAUUGAAGCGUCCGCGGCCGCAUCGCGGGUCGACGAAGUGCAAGUGCCGAGCCUGGUCGACGGCGACGCAACCGCAUCGCCUGUUGACCCGCCUCUCGGCUAUGACAACGAGCGUGGAGCAUUCACCAGCAAGCUGAUGUGGACAUGGUCCGCUGCCGAGUGCCGAACGCUCAGACCGCCCGCGACGAACGCGUCGAGCGGAGGCGAGGCCUGGUGUCGCGAGGCCAUCUUCCGAGUCGUUCUCACGCACAAGCUCGUGCUGGAACAUCGGCGCACGUUCAGCCCUGGAGAGCCGAUGCAUCUGUCCAAAGUCUUCUGCAAGGCGCUCUCGAGGGCCGAGAACGUGAGAAGUAGCAGUGAACUGUACGCCGUGGUGCUCAUGUCGUGGAGCACGAUGGGCUCUUUGCUGGCCGAGCACCGAGGAGAGGCGGCCGCAGCUGAUGAGGCUCGCAAGUACGGCAGCAGACUCAAGGCACGAGUCGAGAGAAACCUCGCCAAGGCUCGAGCCGUAUGUGGCAAUAGCAAGUGUCCUGUCGCCGGCGCACGCAGGAAGCAGUAUGAGGCGUUCGAGGCUCUGCGCAAGGCCAUCGAAGACGCAGCGUUGGCGGAUGCGGCUCGGAAAGAGCGUCUUCGCUUGGCUCGGCAGGCGUGUGAGGUGUGCAAGCGUGCCGGUGCUGACCACCCGUGGCGCUCGCAUGCGCCUGCGAGCAAGCGUGCUCGCCGUGCGUGA
Tilletiopsis washingtonensis is the source of this 1081-nucleotide messenger RNA. RefSeq lists its product as hypothetical. The coding region runs from base 41 to 1081 and encodes 346 amino acids. The transcript is spliced from 4 exons. The record is from RefSeq and is a predicted model, not a curated record. NCBI's taxonomy places the organism in Eukaryota, Fungi, Basidiomycota, Exobasidiomycetes, Entylomatales.